AUGGCUGCCAUAUUCAGGUCUAUCCCACGGGCCUUUAGGGGAUAUCUCUGUGCACCAGUCCCUCUUUCAGCAAGAAAGUUCAGCCAAAUAACAGAUGAGAAUCGUACCCUGGCUGGUAAAGUGGCUGUAGUCACUGGUUCCACAAGAGGGAUUGGCUUUGCCAUCGCGAGGCGUAUGGCCCGGGAUGGGGCACAUGUGGUCAUCAGCAGCCGGAAGCAGGAGAACGUGAAGGAAGCAGUGGACAUCUUGAAGGAGGAAGGGCUGAGUGUGACUGGCACCGUGUGCCAUGUGGGGAAGGCUGAGGACCGCCAGCACCUUGUGACCACAGCCCUGAAGCAUUCUGGGGGCAUUGACUUCCUUGUGUGUGUGGCAGGAGUCAAUCCCCUGGUGGGAAGCACCCUUGGAGCCAGCGAACAGAUCUGGGACAAGAUCCUGGAUGUGAAUGUGAAGUCCCCGGCCCUGUUGCUAAGCCAGGUUCUGCCCCACAUGGAGACUAGAGGGGGAGGCUGCGUUGUUCUAGUGUCCUCCGCAGUGGCUUAUGUACCAGUUCCAAGGCUGGGCGUCUACAACACCAGCAAGACGGCUCUACUGGGGCUCUGCAAGUCUCUGGCUGUGGAGCUCGCUCCAAAAGGCAUCAGAGUGAACUGCCUAGCGCCAGGAAUUAUCAAGACUGACUUUAGCCUACGGGAGGAAACAAUGCCGAACAUGCUGCCUGAACUGAAAAAAGUCUUCGGAGUGCAGCGGUUAGGGGAGCCGGAAGAAUGUGCCGGGCUUGUAUCCUUCCUGUGCUCCUCAGAUGGCAGCUACAUCACUGGGGAGAACAUCGUGGUGGGUGGCUUCUCCCCUAAACUUUGAAGAGACAG
Molecule: messenger RNA, 863 nt
Organism: Rattus rattus (black rat)
Lineage: Eukaryota; Metazoa; Chordata; Mammalia; Rodentia; Muridae
Gene: Dhrs2
Product: dehydrogenase/reductase 2
Exons: 8
Coding region: 1-855 (284 amino acids)
Molecular function (GO): carbonyl reductase (NADPH) activity
Source: RefSeq, a predicted model, not a curated record